Messenger RNA from Gongylonema pulchrum, 651 nucleotides. The record is from the annotation of a GenBank genome assembly. NCBI's taxonomy places the organism in Eukaryota, Metazoa, Nematoda, Chromadorea, Rhabditida, Gongylonematidae.
AUGCGAUUUAUUCUAGCGAAAACAACGGAGUUCACUUGUGUUUUCCAGGUUUACGACCAUGUAACUCGCUGGCAAAUGCGUGCGUCCAUUUUAUGGGCUCGUGAUUUAUUACCAACGAACCGUCGAGGUUCACGAGCAUUUGUUCGCGUGGUCUUCAUAAACCGAUGCCAGGAGACGGCAAUUGUAGAAAAUACAGUCAAUCCAAUUUGGAAUGAAACUCUCAUUUACAAACGAAUGAUUUUGUGUGGCGGAAUGGCGUCGGUGCGUAAAAACCCACCGGCAGUGGUAGUGGAAGUAUGUUCGGAAGAUUUCGCUUCAUCGGAAACAUUCCUUGGGCGUUUCAUGACAACGCCUUCAGUCAUUUCACUGGCAACUGAUCGUCGUGGAACUCCAACCUGGUUUCCAUUAUCGUUUCGCAAAGACAAACAGAAAGGUGCGCUAUUGGCACUUUUUGAAUUAUUCUUGUAUGAGGGCGAAGCAGUGCACAUUGCUCCACUGAAACCGCCUCGGAAGCUCCAGACAAAUCGGUAUUCAGUUGCACGUGACGUGUGCCCAGUUUUCAAACACUACACAGUACAGAUUUUGUGCUGGGGAGUUCGAGAUUUACCACGAUACCAGGUGUGUGCUUUUAAUCCACAGCAUUCGAAAUAA